Messenger RNA from Mesorhabditis belari, 390 nucleotides. The record is from the annotation of a GenBank genome assembly. Lineage: Eukaryota; Metazoa; Nematoda; Chromadorea; Rhabditida; Rhabditidae.
AUGUUCUCGGAAAUCAAUGAAUUGGUUGCAAUCAUCAUCAUUGUCGUUUUGUGCUGUUUAAUGUUUUUCGCUUGGCUUUUCUCGAUGGCCACAUGUCCCGAUAAAAUGGUUUCGCUCAUUUCUGGAACAAAAAGCGAUUCCACAUAUUCGUCCAAUCACGAGUCAAAAGAAUUGAUACGCGACGAUGAGGAUAGUGGAAAAGAGAUGGUGAAAAGUAUUUCAUCAGUUUAUCUUCAAUUGAACCCAUCUCGACGAGCAUCUGAUAAGAAACUUUCCGUUGUUCCGGAAGCAGAUGAACAGUCAACCGUUCAAUCGCGAGCCCCCGAAAUGAGACCCUCGAUUCUGCAAAGAAGUGCGCCUAUCAUCGAUAAAACGAUUGAUGAGGUCGUU